Molecule: messenger RNA, 234 nt
Organism: Arctia plantaginis
Lineage: Eukaryota; Metazoa; Arthropoda; Insecta; Lepidoptera; Erebidae
Source: the annotation of a GenBank genome assembly
AUGCGCAACCUGGGGUUAGUGACGAAAACCAGAUUUGGCUUACCCGCCCACCGCUUCACUUGUGGUAUUUGUGUUCCUGCCUCGUGUCAGCCACCUUCUAUUGUUAAGCUCGUCAGAAGCAUGUACUUAGGAACCCACUUCAGAGCUAUAUUGAGGGCGAAUAUUACUGUUGAUGGUUGUCCAUUAGCUGGUACAAAAGAGGAAUAUUCAACUGCAUAUUAUUUGUUCAUGUAA